AUGUACAUUCAAACGUUACUUUACACUUGUUUAAUUAUUUGCGCGACUCAGGCUGUCGCGUUGCCUGUUCCAGGUUUCUUCAACCUGGGAAAGAGAUUUGACAACUCCUCAGUGCCCCUUACCACUUAUACCACCGUCACUGCUGGCUCCACUGUCACCAUCGUUGAGCCAUGUCCAAAGUGCACUGCCACCUCUAGCAGCGCCGUGUCCAGUUCUACUCCGUAUGUUCCAACCAGCUCAGAUGCCGCCGUGGCUUCUUCCAGCUCCUUGCCAGCAUCAGAGUACACCACUUACACCACCGUUAGUCUUGGUGUCACCAUCACCGUGACCGAGCCAUGCUCCGAAGCCAGCGCCUCUUCUGCCGCCAGCUCUGAGUCCAGCCCGGCUCCAAGCUCUGAGGUCUCGUCUACCCCAGUCUCGAGCUCCGGUGCCGCAGCCAGCCCUGCCCCAGCUUCCUCCUCUUCUGCCGUCUCCGUGUCCGCUGACGCCACAGACAGCAUCGUCACCUCCACCUACGUGUCCAAUGGCCAGGAAGAAACAACCACCUACACCCAAACUUCCACCAUUUACGUGACCGUUGAGGAAUCUUCUUCCUCUUCUUCUUCAUCCUCCUCUGCUGCGCAGACUCCGGCUAAUGCUGCUACCACUACUACUCCAGAGACUUCUGCUGCCGCAGGCACCACUUCUGCACCUGCAGGCACCACCUCCAGCCCUGCUGCCAGCCAAGGACAGGCUGCUCCAGCCUCUCCAGCUACUUCCAGCUCGGCUGCUCCAUCAACAGUCACCGUCACUGAGACCGAAACCGUCACUGCUGGCUGUGGAGUGUCCUCUACUGCUUCGUCUGACUCUACCUUGACAGACACCGUGUACCUGACCUCCACCUUGACUCUGUCUGUUACUGCUACCAUUCCGAUCACCGACUCUGCUGGUUCCACCUUGACCGUGCUCACCACCGAGUCCUGCUUCGAAACCGCUGUUUCCACCUACUACCUCACCACCUACCUCACCUCCACCAUCACCUCCACAUCCUCCUACUCCACUUCUUCCUCGUUGACCCCAACCUACCCACAAACUUACAGCAACAGCAGUUCUUCGUAUGUUCCAUACUACAGACUGACCAGCAGUUCGUUGACGAACUCCUCGUCUCCUUACGUUUCGACCGCCUCCGACGAGCCAACUCUGGAGAAGCGCGGCAUCUGGAACUUGUUUAUGUAG
Ogataea philodendri is the source of this 1215-nucleotide messenger RNA. RefSeq lists its product as uncharacterized. The transcript has a single exon. The coding region runs from base 1 to 1215 and encodes 404 amino acids. Lineage: Eukaryota; Fungi; Ascomycota; Pichiomycetes; Pichiales; Pichiaceae. The record is from RefSeq and is a predicted model, not a curated record.